AUGCCGCCCCCGGUACAAAGUUCUUUGCGGUGCGGUGAGACGGCGUGGAUUUGGACAGUCGACUCGGCAAGGCUGCAUGCUGUCGACUUCCUUGCAUACCGAUUGGGUCUUUUUCGGCCGCUCUCAGGAAGUGGCCGCCGUGGAGCGGUAACGCGGAAAGGAUUGAAUAACCAUCGACUAAAUAGGCUCGCAGAGCGAUCUUUGCACCCCUUCUCUUGCUCUUCUCUUGUGAAGAAGCAAAGGACGCCGUGUGAGGAAGUACUUUUUUUUUCGUCUCUUGGCACGAUGAAGCGCAUGAUGCAAGAGUGGGAGCAGCGACAGGGGACGCGUGUAAAGCAGGAAGAGGAAAUGGCUGUCAAGCGGGAAGCAGAAGCGUCCGCCACGAUGCACCACCCGGAAUCUCUCUUUUUGGAUGAGGACGCAGUGCUGUUUCGUUUUGGCAUGGGCAGCUUUGCGUCUCCCGCCGCCCCAGCCUUCUCAGGUCUUUUUAGGCAGCACUGGAAAGAUUUUUUUGUGACGGAAAUGGUGACAGAUGCAGCCGGAACGGCGACAGCCAUCUCUCGCGAGCAUUGUUUUUCUAUACCUGCCUUGCCGCUCUCGCUUUUAAACCCCGCCGAAACACGUGAGGAGGGUGACGUUGAUGCAAAGAGAAAUACGAACCAUGCUGAUGACGGUCAGGGUGAAUUAGGGCCUUCCUCGUCUUUCUUUGCAGUUGACGUGGAGGAGCGGUUUGCGGAGCUUAUCAAGGAAGAUGGCACUGUGAAAAAUCAUUUGACUUCCAUGGAAACGGAUGAUUCUGUUGAGAUUGUUGAGGAAAAAAAUAAUAAGAGGUCUGGCAGGAAGUGUUUUUAUCUCCAGUGCCACCUCCACAAGCGGCAUGUCGCCCACAGUGUGGCACUUGCCAACAUUGCGCAAACGCUUCGCAUGCAUCCCUCCGGUAUUUCUGUUGCCGGUAUCAAGGACUACAUUGGGGACACCAUACAGCGAGUACGGCUGGAAAACAUUACGCCAGCGGCAGCUUUGGGGGCAAAUCGUUUUUUCCGCAUGAAAAAAUGGUCAAUAACAUUGUCUAACUUUUCUUACCAGACAGAACCACUUGUGCCAGGGCGACUGUUUGGCAACCAGUUUAGGAUCGUCUUGAGAGACGUGACUGCCCCAAGGGAAGAUGUGGAGCGUGCGUUACACGACUUUGAGAUGUAUGGGUUUCCAAACUAUUACGGGUGCCAACGCUUCUCGUGGUUUGGUGGCAAAAAUGAUGCCGCUUUCGCUCUGCUUCACCACAAUUGGCUCGUGUUUGCCUUUCGCUUUCUCGGAUACACAAGUCGUGACUUUACACUACGUGAGCUGCUGCAGCGUGAGAAGAAGUACCCUAACCCCCUACAGGAUGAGUAUCGCCGUAAUGUGGUACGUCGUCUGCGGCGCAUUGCCACGGAACCGAUGGAGUUGGACGCAGCGCCGUUCCUUUCCUGUCCUCCACUCGGUGUCCCACCGACAUCCGCGGACGGCGGACCGAUUAGUAAAAAGCAAGAACUCAUCAUCCUACAAUUGCGCGGCGCCUUCCUAGAUCUAAGCGUGAGAGACCGUCGCUUGACAGCGCAGCGACUGAGCAGCUACCUGUGGAACCAAGUUCUGACGCUUCGACUGCAUCACUUUGGUCUAAACGUUUUGGUUGGAGAUAUUGUUCUGCCAGAAGAUUUCCAACGUUUGGUGUCACUGCCUGUGGAUCGCGCGGAUUGUUACCGUGAAGGUGUACGCUUUAUCACAAACGAAGAGGACAAAGCGACUUACUCCAUUACGGACGUCGUGCACCCUGGAUUCUCCUUUAAUGGCAUUCAGCGUCCCAUGAAUGCCGUUGGGGAGUAUUUUCUUCAAGUCUGCAACAAGUACCAUUUGGAUUGGCAUGCGAAUCAUGCCAAAACUGGGAUUCGCGAUUUUCUUGAGCCGCCGCGACCCAUCAUUCGAAAACCCCUAAAUUUGAGACACGAAUAUAAUACAUCCGAGUCAAAGUUGACGCUGGAGUUUGCCUUGGAACGCGGGAGUUACGCCAACGUCGCUAUCAGUGAGCUCAUGAAACCACUUCGUUGCGCUGGGUCAGAGGAUAUUCUACUUCUUCCUGCCCCAGAGAGCUUGUGGAAUAUGGGAAGCCGUGACCCUGGCUAUGUGACAUCCAUGCAGGACAUCUACGGUGACUUUGAGGAUGGUCUUGGCUUUGUGACGGACCAGCACGAUGUGCCCCUGGUGGGGGAGGGGAGGCUGUGGGACUAUGAAGGCCCACUGUUUUUACCAGCUAGUGAGGAUCCUGCAAAGAAGGCGUACCAAUGGGGUGAAAGGCACCUUCUGCGGAACAUGGCACGACGUGCACGGGAUGAGGAGGCUAUGAAGAUGCGUCUCUUUGAGAAGCCUCUGGCAAGGACGCUCAAGGAUGGGGAGGUAGACCAGUACGCUGGGCACACUGUUCCUAUGUCGCCCAACAGCAAGGCAAAGCGGGUGUUUUUUAACGUUCUGCGUCGACAGAGACGGUUUCCUUGUGCGCCAAAGACAGUUCCGCGUGUGAGGCGUGGAGCUGAGCUCUCUAACCGCAAUUCUCUACAAGUGCCCUUUAAAACUAUCAACAGAAACACGUGGAACGUUACAUGGUGA
Messenger RNA from Trypanosoma rangeli, 2640 nucleotides. Its product is annotated as putative tRNA pseudouridine synthase. Gene Ontology annotation, cellular component: nucleus. Lineage: Eukaryota; Euglenozoa; Kinetoplastea; Trypanosomatida; Trypanosomatidae. The record is from RefSeq and is a predicted model, not a curated record. Gene Ontology annotation, biological process: pseudouridine synthesis. The transcript has a single exon. Gene Ontology annotation, molecular function: pseudouridine synthase activity; RNA binding. The coding region runs from base 1 to 2640 and encodes 879 amino acids.